AUCUUCAUAUAAUCAAUUCUUAGUUAUAUCUCUCAAUAGUUUGCAAACAAUGGCUUCUUGUGGCAUUGCUUCUUGUUUCGUCAUUCUUAUGGUAGCAUUUUGUGUAUUGAACUCGGAAGCAUGUACUCAUGACUCAGAGUGUCAAUUGAAUUGUGAACAUCUCGGCUUUUGUGACUUAAAAACCGGAAAAUGUAGUUGCUUGCCAGUAUUUGAGCCGCUACCAUCUAAUGAUGCUAAAUGUAGCAAAGAUUCAGACUGCGCCAAACCUUGUGGACAAGGUUGUAAACGCUAUAACUGUGUGCGUGGCUAUUGUUUGUGCCAUUGUACUGCAUAAGAAAACAUAUUGUUUUCUUUCAAAGGCUCCAAUUUUAGGCCAUUCAAUAAUUUGUACUAAAAAUUAGUGAAUAAAAAAAGGGUGUUGAGAGGAUUAA
This is a messenger RNA of Gossypium raimondii (Peruvian cotton), 431 nucleotides long. Its product is annotated as putative defensin-like protein 263. NCBI's taxonomy places the organism in Eukaryota, Viridiplantae, Streptophyta, Magnoliopsida, Malvales, Malvaceae. Bases 50 to 334 code for a protein of 94 amino acids. The transcript is spliced from 2 exons. The record is from RefSeq and is a predicted model, not a curated record.